Lates calcarifer (barramundi perch) is the source of this 2397-nucleotide messenger RNA. RefSeq names its product TPA-induced transmembrane protein homolog. The coding region runs from base 1 to 738 and encodes 245 amino acids. Lineage: Eukaryota; Metazoa; Chordata; Actinopteri; Centropomidae. The transcript is spliced from 7 exons. The record is from RefSeq and is a predicted model, not a curated record.
AUGGCGCAAAUUCUUCGUCCAAAUGAACGGGUGACAGUGGGUAAUGGAGGUGGUGCAGCCUACAGGAUUCCUGAUGCAACAGAAAGAGAUGGGCUGCUUGGUGUACAGGCUGGUACUAACGGGGAGGCGAUACCCUCUGUCCAUGCUGCAGAAGCUCAAAGGAGAAAUAUAUACACAGCACAAGAGGAAAGUGCCACAUGCAGAAUAAAGAGAGAGCUGAAUGAGACUGUCUUCUGGAAACUCAAACUAUGGAUGAUUUUUAUCUUCAUUUUUCUCCUCAUGGUUGCUGUGAUAAUUAUUUCACUGCUGGUCUGCUCAGCAGUCCAUGAGGACGAGGAUGAGAAGUUUGACCCUUCGUUGUUUACAGUUCCUCGUUAUUUCAAUGGGAACUUCCAGCUGCCCAAUAUGGUCUUCACAGAGGAACUUUUCACCCUCUCCUCCAAUAAUAGCCAAGCACUUAUUGCUGAACUUCAAGAAAAGCUAGCUGACCUCUACACAUCCUCCCCUGCCCUGGGGCGAUACUUCUCCAAGGCUGUGAUAUUUGCUUUCCGGAACGGCUCGGUCAUAGCUGACUACCAGCUGACAUUUCUCAUGCCUGAAGAGGAGCAGGAUCAGCUGAGAAACUUUACUCUGAGCAGGGCGAUGGUAUACAACGUGUUCAGGCAAUUUCUGUAUGACCAGGAGGCAGACACCUCUGCGUCGAUGUACAUUGAUCCCCUAUCUCUGAACAUGUUUUGAAGACAGUGCUGGCAAUUAUCCACAAACAGACUGGGAAACCAGAAUAUCUUGCUUUCUUUAUCAUUUAAGUGAGAUACUCAUGAAACACUAAACUUCCUAUGGCAGCGCGGGUGCUGACAGCAUAUGAUUUGACAGACUUCAGUGUGAUCUUCCCACGAGUUGUAGAAAUGCAUAAUAUUCAUUACCACAGGAAGCUACGCAGCCACAGUCACACAAACGCACCAUGUUUGUGGGGUUGUAUGUAGCUCAUAUAGAUGAAGGCUCUGAAGACUAUUCUUAAUCAAAUCAAUCCACAGUGCAGGAUUUGUCAGGUAAAACUGACAUCUAACCUCUGUCAAACUGAGAAUAACAGCAACAAUCAGUGUUUUGGUAAGUAUAUGAAAUAUUUUUUUCCUUCUGUAUUAUACAUUUUGUUGUGUUUUCCAGUGCCUUGUUCAACUACAAGUUUAUUAAUUGUAAGAGUGCUGAUGUAAAUGUCAUUGCUGUUAUUAUUUGUAUUCAUUCCCUGGCUACCACUGUAAUUUUGUGUGUGACUGUAUGUAUGUAAGAAAAACCAGUAGCUGGUUAAGUGUUUUUUAAUGGAAAUACAAAUGUUUGUAUUUGCAUAUCUGUGCCAUUAUUCUGUGUCAUCAGACAUGAUUUGCAAACUCAAACUGUGGAACGCUGUAAAAACAUUUGCAUAGAAAGCGACAAACGCUGUAGGGAAAUCAGUCUGAGGGACCUGUACAGGGAAAUAAGCCUGCUGGAGCUAUCACUUUGUAAGUGAAGGCUAUGCAUGUCCAUGUAAAACCAUAUAUUUUAUACACAAAGAAAUUAUAAUUGUGCAGUAUAUCACUAAAUGCAUCUUUUUUUUUUACAUUUAUAUUUCUCUGACAUUUUGUUUGACAUAUACAGCAGGGCACAGUUUUAUUCUUUGUUGUUGAACAGUAGAGGGAGUACAUGCCCCACAUGCAGCUGCUACUGUUUCCUUUGUUUUUCCUCACCUGCUUUCUCUGGCUCUGUUUGCAGAGAACCAUUGAGAAUUUACAUUGAUAUCCUCAUCUUAAGUAGAAUAAGUAGCAGGUUGUUGCAGUUAAUGGUAUGGGCAAUAUAUAACACAUUUAUUAAGUAGUAACUGUGUAAGUAUGUCAGAUUGCAAUCUGUUUCCUGGCAGUAAUCAUGUCAACAUAUCGGUCCUAUAAUAAGAUUACAGCAGUGAUCAGUGUUUAUGCCAAAUUGUCUGGUUCCAAACAGUUGUUCUAUCACCAGAUGGUUAUUAAUUACUCAUCAUGUCAGCCGGUUGCACUCUACAAGACAUCAUGAAAAGAGUUCAAGCCUGAGCCAACUAAGACACUAAUUGCCACGUUUAAAAAAAAAAAUUAUAAUAAUAAUGUUUAAGGUUGAUAGUAAUGUUUUUUUGAAAUAGUCAUGUAAGAAAAAAUGUGUAAGGUCUACAAUUUCUCAAAUGAAUAUUUUUUCAGAUACUGUAUUUGUCACUGCUGAAACUGUGAAGUUAAUGUAAGAGUUAUUGCUGUCAUUCAGUUACACUAUAACCUCACUACAACCAUAAUACCAAGAUAUUGUGCAAGUAUGAGGUUGACGUGAGAAUUAUCUUUGAAUGUAGGUUUUUGGGAUUUUAUAUAAAAUAAAUUAUCAUUCUGAUGACAGAGCGCAUUAAAA